GCCUCCCGCACAGCUCAGCCCCGUGUGACGGUCGGCAACGAACGAAUGGCCUCUCUGACAGUUUGCAGCGAGCACCGUGCUGAACACUGAGCAUUUGUCGAAGAUGGAAGACGUUCCCGUUCUCGGUGGUUUAGGAGAAACCAAAGAAGUAUCUGAUGAUGUGCGAGAUCUCACCGAAAAGGUGCGAGCUGAAGCCGAGGAAAAAGCCGGCAAGAAGUUCGAAGUAUUCGAGCCAGUGAAGUACAAGACCCAAGUUGUGGCCGGAACCAACUACUUUAUCAAGGUGAAAGUCGGGGAGGACGAUUACAUCCAUGUACGCGCUCACAGAUCCCUGAAAAAUGAGGUUUCUCUGUGGGGAGUCCAGGAGGGCAAGAAGGCUGAAUGUGCUAUAGAACAUUUUCAAUGAAUAAAGUGAGCAGUUCCGUCAGA
Messenger RNA from Galendromus occidentalis (western predatory mite), 429 nucleotides. Its product is annotated as stefin-C. The record is from RefSeq and is a predicted model, not a curated record. Gene Ontology annotation, cellular component: cytosol. The coding region runs from base 104 to 406 and encodes 100 amino acids. Gene Ontology annotation, molecular function: cysteine-type endopeptidase inhibitor activity. NCBI's taxonomy places the organism in Eukaryota, Metazoa, Arthropoda, Arachnida, Mesostigmata, Phytoseiidae. The transcript has 3 exons.